Molecule: messenger RNA, 1086 nt
Organism: Rotaria sp. Silwood1
Lineage: Eukaryota; Metazoa; Rotifera; Eurotatoria; Philodinida; Philodinidae
Source: the annotation of a GenBank genome assembly
AUGACUCAAGUUGUGCCUGAACACGUGGCUCGUGCCAAAGUUGUUAGUGGAAAUACGAAUUCUCGAAAAGACAAUAGUACAAGUCAAAAAAAUCGUUCACAACGUUCAAAUUCUGCUACAUUAAGUGCGAUAUCCGUUACAUGUGAUACAGAUAUUUCAACACGAACACGUAAUAAUCAUUCUCAACAAAUUUCAACUAAAAAAUCUCCUCAUUUGUUUACAACAACAAAUAAUAUAGCGGCAUCUCGUUCAACAUCAGCAUUAACAAAUGUUUCUAUUAUACCUCCAAAUUCCUUUAAUAAUCAUCUACAACAACAACAACAACAACAACAACGUAAAACAUCUAUGUCAGCAGCAUGUGAAAUAAAUAUUAUACAUGAAAAACCAAAUAUAGUUUCAUCAGCAUCAACUAUGUCAAUACCAAAUAAACAUUUGAUUAAAACAACAACUGGUGCUGUUGGCGGAACACUACCAUCAGUUAAAAGUCUAUCUAUAAAACAUAAAUCAACAUCAUUUGAUGAUCAUCGAUCAACACGUGGAAUCGGAAAAAGUGUUCUCGAACAUCUUGUCUUUGUCUUUCCGGAAAAUGUUCGACGAAUACUGUCAGGACCAAAAAAUUUAACCGUGCGCACCGACGAAGGCCGUCCACCUGUUGAACCUAUUGAUUUAGGCGAACCACCAUCGAUCGACGAAGUUAAAAGUUGGUCGGAAUCAUUUGACAAAUUAAUGAUGAGUCCCGCUGGUCGGCAUUAUUUUCGAGAAUUCCUACGAUCAGAAUAUAGUGAAGAAAAUUUUUUAUUUUGGAUGUCUUGUGAAUCUUUAAAAAAUGAACAAAAUCCUGAUAUAAUAGAAGAAAAAGCAAGAUUAAUCUAUGAAGAUUAUAUAUCUAUUUUAUCUCCGAAAGAGGUAAGUUUAGAUAGUCGUGUGCGCGAAGUAAUUAAUAAAAAUAUGGUUGAACCAUCUCCGCAUACAUUCGAUGAAGCCCAAUUACAAAUAUAUACAUUAAUGCAUCGAGACUCUUAUCCACGUUUUAUUAAUUCACAUAUGUACCGGCGAUUAUUACGUAAUGAAGACGUUAAAACUUGA